GUUGCAACUGCGUUCCUCGGCGACAAGCGUCCCGGGACAGCUGGCGCCACUAUACCUGGUCAUUGAAUGAAUGUACCUGUUCUUACCAAAAAAAAAAAAAAUGUAUCUGUUUAGGAAGACGACGGCAGUUUCCAAAUCUUUUUAAAUACGGUGGGGAAGUUCGGGAUUCGGCCAUGGAAGGCCGCAGAACGAAGACAUUGUGAAUACCCACGGCACCGCACGUCUGAGAAGAAAUCUGCGAAUCGUGCCCGAAAAGAAGGCUUUUUGAACAGGGUUAACGCCAUUUUGGAGGGAGAUCUCAGAAACAAGGGAAGUGGUUGUGAGGAAGGAAGACAUGGCAUUCUAUAGGGCGCAAUCUUUUCUCGUCUUCCUUUCUCUCUCCUUCUUCUUCGCUAUUUCUGCGCCUCAUUCGGCAACCGUAUCAGGUGGCGGGAGAGAAGAGGUUUUGGUGCCAUUGAGAAGGUCUGUUGUCGAGGGACAAUCACCUGCCAGGAUUUUGGUGGAGAACGACUCUUUUGUCUUGGCGGCGGAGAGGACACAAAGGAGAGACCCUUUGAACGGCUUCAAAAGUUACAACGGGGGUUGGAAUAUCAGUAAUCGGCAUUAUUGGGCUUCUGUUGGUUUGACUGCUGCUCCUUUCUUUUCGAUUGCUGCGGUAUGGUUCUUGGGCUUUGGACUGAUCUUGGUGUUCAUCUGUUGCUGUUAUUGCUGCUGCCCACGCCGUAGUUACUCAUAUUCACGCACAGCUUAUGCGCUCUCUCUUGUGCUGCUCAUUCUCUUCACCUGUGUCGCAGUCAUUGGAUGCAUUGUUUUAUACAUGGGACAAGGGAAAUUUCAUCGUAGCACUUCGACUACAUUGGAUUUUGUUGUCGGCCAAUCAAAUAUCACGGUGGCCAAUCUUCGGAAUUUCUCAGAUAAUUUGGCUGAUGCUAAGAAGAUUGGGGUGGGUCAGAUUUUCCUUCCUUCUGCUGUCCUGGAUAAGAUUGACGGGCUCGUGACGAAGCUUAACGCAUCCAUGAAUGACCUUGCUUCUCAUACAUCAGACAAUUCUGAGAAGAUUCAAGAUGCUUUAGACUCUGUGAGGUUGAUUUUAAUCGUAGUUGCAGCUGCAAUGCUCCUAUUGGCAUUUCUUGGAUUCUUUAUUACAGUGUUCUCCAUACUUGGUUUGCAAUUCCUUGUCUAUUUCUUAGUGCUCAUUGGAUGGAUUCUCAUUGCUGGAACCUUUAUCCUGUGUGGUGUAUUCCUUCUCUUGCAUAAUGUGGUCACAGACACGUGCGUUGCGAUGGAUGAAUGGGUCCUUCACCCUCAGGAGCAUACAGCUUUGGAUGAUAUCCUUCCCUGUGUGGAUGGUGCCACUACCAAUGAAUCUCUGUAUCAGAGCAAGGAAGUUACUUACCAGGUGGUGAAUGUUGUUGAUCAGGUCAUCAUGAACAUCUCCAAUGUCAACUACCCUCCUAGUGCCAGAUCUCUAUAUUAUAACCAGUCUGGACCCUUGAUGCCCAUACUCUGCAACCCAUACAAGCUAGACUUCAGCAACCGCACAUGCGUCACUGGAGAAGUCAGACUUGAAGAUGCAUCACGGGUAUGGCAGGACUAUGUAUGCAAUGUCUCGAAUGCAUCUGGAACUGAGAUAUGUACCACUGUGGGUCGCAUUACUCCAGACAUGUAUGCCCAGAUGACAGGAGCAGUGAAUGUGAGCUAUGGUUUAUCUCACUAUGGACCAUUCCUUGCUCAGCUGGCAGAUUGCUCCUUUGUUCGGCAGACAUUUAGAUCCAUAAGUCAGAACAACUGCCCUGGUCUGGGACGAAACAGCAAGCACAUCUACUUGGGCUUGGCGAUGGUCUCGGCUGCUGUGAUGCUGUCUUUGAUCUUCUGGGUCAUCUAUGCUCGGGAGAGGAGGCAUCGCAAGUACAGCAACCAAUUCGUUGUUCGAUCAGUCCAUACACCUCUUCAAGAGAAAGCACUCUUAAGUAGUCCAUGACAAUGAUCUCUAUACUCAGGUGUUCUGAUGAUGAACAUGACAUACUUUACUUGAUGUUUCUUAUAAUGUUCUCUGGGCUAUUCUUAUAUUCCAAAAAUAUUUAUGCAAUAAUGUCGAUUAUUUGGAUCUAAUAUAGUCGAUUGAUGUUUAUAGAGACAAAUCAUUUGUUUAAUGCUCGAUACUGAUAAAAGUCAUUAAUUAAUUUCAAAAAAAAAAA
This is a messenger RNA of Phoenix dactylifera (date palm), 2198 nucleotides long. The record is from RefSeq and is a predicted model, not a curated record. Lineage: Eukaryota; Viridiplantae; Streptophyta; Magnoliopsida; Arecales; Arecaceae.